GUGUGUGUGUGUGCGAGAAAGAGAGAGAAAAGGGAGGGACCUCUUUGCCCUCCAGAAACCAGGAAGGGAAUUGAGUUGAUCUGCCGCUGCUUGGUUAGCGCAUACAGGGGCUUUAAGCUGCGCGACAGUGAGAGGGAGAUAGAGAGCUCCGGAGAGGAGGAGAGGAGAGGGCUGAGCUAACCCACAGCAAGCACCACCACGGCCAUCACAGAUAGGCAGACAGACAGACGGCAGGACGGAUACACGGGUGGGGGCUGUGCUCGGCGGCUCGGCGGCAGGCUGGUGGAAGAUGUCGUCAGGGGCCGGUGGGAGAGGAGGAAGGCGGCUCCGGGGUAUAACAAGCACUGGGGGCGGGGGAAGGAGAGGAGGAGCAGGGGAGGCAGAGGAAGGUCCUGUGGGGAUCCCUUUCCCCGAGCACAGUGCCGACGUCCUGGGCGGCCUGAACAAGCAGCGACUCAGUGGGCUCCUCUGCGACGUGCUCCUGGUCACCCAGGACCAGGAGUUUCCAGCUCACCGCUCCGUCCUCGCGUCCUGCAGCUCGUACUUCCACAAACUCUUCACUUCGGGGCUCGCCGCCGACCAACAGAACGUCUACAACAUCGACUUUGUGCCAGCGGAGGCUCUGGGAGCUUUGCUGGACUUUGCCUACACGGCGACGUUGAUGGUCAGCCACAGCAGCGUGGCCGACAUCCUUGCUGCUGCGCGCCUCCUGGAAAUCUCUCCCGUCCAGGAUGUCUGUACUCACCUGCUGGACACCAAAGUGCUCUCCCCGCCGGCGGGCAGUGAGCGACGAGAAGAAGACGAGGAGGGGAAAUGCAGAGGAGUCAAGGAGCAGGGGAACCGAAUCCGAGCCCGGGAGUACCUGGAGUACUUCCAGAGAGGGGCGCACUGGAGCAGCAGCUGCAGCACACCAGAGCUCAGGGAACUGCCCACACACCUGCACUUUAACCACGGUAGUGGGAGCCCCCCCAGCAACGGGGCUCUUGCUGGCCCCGGCGAGUACUACUCCCCCCUGGCCCUGGUCUUGUCACAGUCCCAUGCGCGAGACCCAGAGGAGGAGGACGACGAGGAAGAGGAAGAUGAAGACAGAGAGGCAGUUAAGGGCAACGGCGUGAACCUGGGGACGCCGUACUAUCCCCCAUCUCAGAACGGCCACUUCUACCUCCCCACCGAGUCUCUGCCGGAGACGGAAGCCGAGGACGGCUGCGGGAAGGCGGUGGCGAGCGACGGCGGCUCGGCCAGUGCCCUGCUGCAGCAGAUGAUGGACUCCAUCGAGAGGCAGAAGAGGCGUGCGGCGGCCGGCGAGGAGCAGGGAGACGGGGACGAUCCCGACAUGGAAUUUUACUUGAAUUAUUUUAGCAGCACGCAGCACGAAGACGCAGCUUCCGCCUCGGUCACGCACGGGGUGCCGUCGCUGUGGAUGUCACGGGGCAACGCCGGCCAGCACUCGGCGGGGGGGGAGCGGGCGGCCGAGGAGCGGGGGAACGGGACCGGAGGAGGCGGAGGGGAAAGAAAAAUGCGCUCCAAGGCCUUUCAGAAGUGCCCCAUAUGCUCGAAGGUCAUCCAAGGCGCAGGCAAGCUGCCCCGCCAUAUCAGAACGCACACGGGAGAGAAACCCUAUGAAUGCGCCAUCUGCAAAGUGCGCUUUACCAGGCAGGACAAGCUCAAGGUUCACAUGCGAAAGCACACAGGAGAGAAGCCUUACCUGUGUACACAAUGCGGCGCCGCCUUCGCUCACAACUACGACCUGAAGAACCACAUGCGCGUCCACACUGGCCUCCGCCCCUACCAGUGCUCGAGCUGCUUCAAGACUUUCGUGCGUUCGGACCACCUGCACCGCCACCUUAAGAAGGACGGCUGCAACGGCAUCCCCUCCCGCCGGGGCAGAAAACCUCGGGUGAGAGAGCCGGGGCUCCCGGACGGCCCCCAGGGCCUUCUGAGCGCCAGCCCCGAAAGCGGGCCGGGGCCCCGCGCCGUCACGGGACGGCGGCGCUCCGACGAGUCCUCUGCGGCGGAGGCGGAGGGCGCCGCGGAGGUGCACACACACAGUCCUCAGCUGCAGGAGCUAGCGAGGGAGGCGGGACCCUGAGAGUGCAGGGGGACCACGAGGACACUGCUGGACGCUACAGUCACUCUGCACAGCCUGUGAGACAGGCCAGUGGACAGAGACAUGCAAAGGCAAUUUAAAAAAGACAAAACAACUAACUAUUCCUCUAUAAACCAAAUCAGGGUGUCACAGAAAUCUAAUCUUUAUAUUUCUUUCUCCUUUUACUUUAGGAAACGGAAUAGACUUGCAAGCACUUCAAUUGUUAUAUUUGUUAAAAGAGAAAAGAACGCUUCAAAUCAUCCACCCAUGACGUCCACUUUCUGGGCCAUUUCUUUCUUUGUAAUAUUAGACUUUUUUUUUUUUUUUUUACAUCAGCAUAUGCAGUCAGGCUAGUGUAUGAUAGAUACAAAGAAACUCCGAGCAACUAUGCAGUUGAUUUAAAUUUUUAUUGGUUUUAUCCUCCCAGCCUUCAAGCUCCAAGAAAGGUGACUGUCACGCACCUUCUGGCCGCUGUUCAAGUGAAGCGAGGACAAAUCCUCCCAGCAACAACUCUUCUUCUUUUUUUUUUUUUUUUUCUUUCCUAUUCUUUUUCUUUUCAGCUCUGAGAUGUACAGUUACCAUAGAAACAACAUUUCCACAAUAUGGUAUAUGCAAGGAAAAAAAACUCCCCAACGUUUUAAUGCAAGACAGUUUUUGUCUUUCCUUCUUCAGUCUAAAAUGUUCCAGAAAGAAUCAGACGAGGGGUUGAUUGAAGUGUUGCUUACUCUAAAAAGAUGGGGUGGGUGG
Molecule: messenger RNA, 2833 nt
Organism: Fundulus heteroclitus (mummichog)
Lineage: Eukaryota; Metazoa; Chordata; Actinopteri; Cyprinodontiformes; Fundulidae
Gene: zbtb7a
Product: zinc finger and BTB domain containing 7a
Exons: 4
Coding region: 290-2089 (599 amino acids)
Biological process (GO): regulation of transcription by RNA polymerase II
Molecular function (GO): DNA-binding transcription factor activity, RNA polymerase II-specific; protein binding; RNA polymerase II cis-regulatory region sequence-specific DNA binding
Source: RefSeq, a predicted model, not a curated record